This is a messenger RNA of Marmota flaviventris (yellow-bellied marmot), 2501 nucleotides long. RefSeq names its product zinc finger protein 74 (gene Znf74). Gene Ontology annotation, biological process: regulation of transcription by RNA polymerase II. Gene Ontology annotation, molecular function: RNA polymerase II cis-regulatory region sequence-specific DNA binding; DNA-binding transcription factor activity, RNA polymerase II-specific. The record is from RefSeq and is a predicted model, not a curated record. NCBI's taxonomy places the organism in Eukaryota, Metazoa, Chordata, Mammalia, Rodentia, Sciuridae.
GUGAGGCUUCCCUGCAGGGCCGCUGUCCCUGGGACCCUCCACUCUGGACCUAACCUGGGAUCCGGGAGGCUACAGAACUGCCCACUCCCCCGGGGAAUGCUGCGGAGGGCCGCUAUGGAGACUCUGGCCCUGAAACCAGAGGAGACAGCUUUUUCCACUCAGGACCCUGCUCUUUCCCCCAAAGAAAAUCCAGAGGAUAAAUCAGAUUGGAGUCUCCUAGCAGCCAGAUCUGAGGAAUCAGUGACUUUCAAGGACGUGGCUGUGGACUUUACUCAGGAGGAAUGGGGUCAGUUGGACUCCCCUCAGAGGGCCCUAUACAGGGAUGUGAUGCUGGAGAACUACCAGAACCUUCUUGCCCUUGCAGGGCCUCCAGUUUGCAAGCCAGAUGUCAUUUCCCAUCUGGAACGAGGUGAGGAGCCAUGGCAAGUGCACAGCAAAGUCACUGGAAGGACUUGUUCAGAGUGGGAGCCUAUGCCAGAGAUGAAGGAGGAAUCUUCUCAACAGCAGAACUUUUUCCAAAAAAACCCAUCCCUGAAGCCCAUCGUGGAGCAGUUGAAGAGGACCAGCCUUCACAGCACCAGCCCAAGUGGGGCAUGGGCCUGGGUAGCCCAGGAAGAUACUCUUUGUAGAAAUGAGGCUGCCCUGUGGAAGGGAGUGCCUACCAGCCAUGGGGACAUCUCCACGGAGGAGAGCUACUGGGGGCAUAAUGAAUCCAAGGAGGGUUUUCCCCUUGGGUGCACCCGCUUCACCCAGCAAAAUGCCCCUACAGAAGAACACUCUCCUGCCAGGUGCACCAAGGACAUUCAUUUUGCUGAAGGUAUAGCUAAAGACCAUCGGAGGACAUGCACAGGGAAAAAGUCUUUCAGGUCAAGUGAGUGUGGGAAAAACCCACCAGCAAACAGACCACAGGGAGCUCGGGCUGGUCUUUUCAUGUGCAACGAGUGUGGGAAAACCUUCCCACAGAGUGCAUCUCUCACACUACACCAGCGUUGGCACAGCCGUGAGAAGGCUUACAAAUGCAAUGAGUGCGGCAAGGCCUUCACAUGGAGCACCAACCUCAUCGAGCACCAACGGAUCCACACAGGUGAGAAACCCUUCUUCUGCAGUGAGUGUGGGAAAGCCUUCAGCUGCCACUCGUCUCUCAAUGUACACCACCGCAUCCACACAGGAGAGAGGCCUUAUAAGUGCAGCACCUGUGAGAAGGCCUUCAGCUGCAGCUCACUGCUCAACAUGCACCUGAGGGUGCACACUGGGGAGAAGCCUUACAAGUGUGGUGAGUGUGGCAAGGCCUUCAACCAGCGGACACACCUGACCCGGCACCACCGCAUCCACACUGGCGAGAAGCCCUACAAAUGUAAUGUGUGCGGCAAGGCCUUCACUUGCCACUCGUCCCUCACUGUGCAUGAGAAAAUCCACAACGGGGAUAAGCCAUUCAAAUGCAAUGAAUGUGAGAAGGCCUUCAAUAACCGUUCACGCCUCACUCUCCAUCAAAGAAUCCACACAGGAGAGAAGCCAUUCAAGUGCACUGAUUGUGGGAAAGGCUUCAGCUGCCACUCAUACCUUAUUGUGCACCAGAGGAUCCACAGUGGGGAGAAGCCCUUCAAAUGCAAUGAGUGUGGGAAAGCCUUCAGUUCCCACUCUUACCUCAUUGUACACCAGAGGAUACACACUGGAGAGAAGCCCUUUGAUUGCAGCAAGUGCUGGAAAGCCUUCAGCUGCCACUCAUCCCUCAUCGUGCACCAGAGGAUCCACACUGGAGAGAAGCCCUAUAAAUGUCAUGAGUGUGGCAAAGCAUUCAGCCAGAACCAUUGUCUUAUUAAACAUCAGAAAGUUCAUUCUGGAGAGAAAUCCUUUAAAUGUAAUGAAUGUGGUGAAAUGUUUAACUGGAGCUCACACCUCCUGGAACACCAGAGACUGCAUGGUGAUGAGAAGCCCUUUGCCAUUCAGUUCAACAGACAUUUGCUGAGCACCUACUAUGUGCCCGGCAGUCUUCUGGGUGCAGAGGACACUGGGGUGGGUGAUGUGGACCAAAUAAAUGCACUGGAUGUGGCAAAACUGUUAUGUGUGGUGCAGCCUCCACCUGGCAGGAAUUUUCCCCUAGGAAGCAAACAUGGUGAUUAAGGUGAGGUGCUCUUGGUCACAGAAGCUACUUCUUGAGUUACCUAACAAGGAAGGUACUGUCACUUCUUCAGGGCUCCUAGAGCCAGAUUGUUUGUUCCUCCAGAUAUAAAAACCUUACCCAUCACCCCCGAGCAGAUUCAUAAGCCAGGAAGGGAUACACUUUCCAAGAAGAAACAUGAGGCCAUUCGAGGAUGUGCCAUCAUCCUGUUUUCCUUGAUGGGUCUGGAGGUCAUUCACAAGGGAGAUCUUUCCUGCCAAUAAGAAGACAUGUCAACUUGGAGUCCUUGGAUUGGCUCCUGACAUAAUUUCCAUCAGGAAUUUCCUCUGUAACCUGUUGUGUUCAUAUUAAUCAUAAUAAAACAGAAGAAUUACAAACACUA